AUGAGGAUAUGGGAGCAGCGGGACGCGCACAGCUCGGACAGCAGCGAGGCAGAGAGCGUGUCUCCGGCCCCCAGCCUGCCCUCCCCGCCCAUCCUGCCGCUGCAGGUCGCCCAGCAGGCUCACAGAACCACCAACUUCUUCAUCGACAACAUCCUGCGGCCAGACUUCGGCUGUAAGAAGGAGCUCGGCCUGCAGGGAGCGCGGGAAAGAGCGCACACCUCCGGCAGGCCGAGCCUUCCCGGGACUCCGUGUCAGGACUCGAACUGCAGCACAGACAGCUCCUCGUCGUCGUCGUCCUCCGCCUCCUCCGUGUCUCUCACCAGCCCCAGGAAGAGCAACAGCGGAGGAGGAGGAGGAGGGGGAGGAGCCGCCUCGGCCGCCGGCUGCACCGGGAGCAGCGGAGUGAAGGCGGAGGAGAGGACGGGCGGAGGGGAGAACACGUCCACUUCCUCUCUGUCGGUGCUGAACGGCACUGCGGCCCCCACGGCGGAGAGCCAGCCGCUGCUGUGGCCCGCGUGGGUCUACUGCACCCGGUACUCGGACAGACCAUCAUCUGGCCCAAGGACCCGGAAACUGAAAAAGUCGAAAAGUGGCAAAGAGGACAAGCGGCCGCGCACAGCGUUCACAGCGGAGCAGCUGCAGCGGCUGAAGACAGAGUUCCAGGUGAACCGCUACAUCACAGAGCAGCGAAGGCAGUCUCUGGCCCAGGAACUGAACCUGAACGAGUCCCAGAUCAAGAUCUGGUUCCAGAACAAACGCGCCAAGAUCAAGAAGGCCAGCGGCUUCAAGAACGGGCUGGCACUGCAGCUGAUGGCGCAGGGACUGUACAACCAUUCCACCACCACCAUCCAGGAGGACAAGGAGGAGAGCGACUGACCGGCACGCUACGGCACGCCAUGGAUAGGGUGGAUUCAGGGAUACUGGGACUUUCUGUCUUCUAUCCACUUUCACACUAUGAAUUUAAAGAAAAUUUCAACCCUUUAUUUCUGUCAUGGGGAAGUCGUUACCGAUCCAUUUUAGGAGAAAGGGAGUGUAUUUAUACUCUUACAAGGAAUGGCCCACACUUUAGUGGAAACCAGUCCAAAACCAUUCACUCUGGUGGCACUUAAUGACUGGGACGAGUAGUUUGAUGACUGGUUAGGGCUACUGUUAGUACACUUUUCUACCUUUGCUUUAACUGACUUUAAAUAGAACUUGAAAUCAAAAUUCAUCGCCCUCUUUUUAAUGAGGCAAGGCCAGGUUACUCUGAUGGUUAAAAAUAGACUUUAGAAGAUCCAGAUUUUACUGACCAUUUUUAUGAUUGUUGAGGGGUCUGAACACAGUAGGAGGUUAGGGACUACUAAUUUAGAGGCAACAGAGGGUUGAUCAUUUUCUUAGUCACCCAUAAUAAUUCUGCCCCAUCCUUGAGUUUCGACAGCAUAAAUACAACCUAGUUCCAACAAUGAAAACAAACAACGUUUUUAAGUUUGCUUUAAGUGAUGUCAUUACUCCUUUAUCAUAAUUAGAUUUAAUCGUGAUAUGUCCUACUGCAAUUUUCAAAUCACAAAAGGUGCAAUAUUUCUUUAAACUAAAAUUUUUAUCAAGGAACCAGUUAAAUGUUUUGUUUUGUUUUUUUCUUUUUUUGCUGUGGAGACGUUCAGGUCUACACAUCAUGCAAACAUUCAAGUGUCAGUUUUUAUUAGAAUAGUUGAAAAAAAAUUCCAACUUUCUCUGGUUUUGUGGAUGUCUUUCGCAGUCAAAAAAAGACUGUCAUAAAAACAAUAAUUCCCUUCAAUAUGUCAAUUCAGAAUGGAUAUAAAUUUGAGUCAAAAUAUUUGCAAUACUAUUUUUUUUAAAUUUAUGUGGCCCUAGUUUUAACUGUCUUAAAUGGUGUUGUAUUAUAUAAACUGAUUUAUUGUUUGUGUUUGUUAAAAAUACAUAAAUUAGAAGCUUGAGAAAUAAUCAUAUAUUAAAUUAACCUGACAUGCCAGAUAGACUGUUUCAUUAUCGACGUCACAGGGCAGGACGUUUUAAGAAAUUUUAGGAGGGUGAUUGGACAAACAUUCUGUCUGUCACAGUCAUUACA
Cheilinus undulatus (humphead wrasse) is the source of this 2065-nucleotide messenger RNA. Its product is annotated as homeobox protein engrailed-1-B-like. Gene Ontology annotation, molecular function: DNA-binding transcription factor activity, RNA polymerase II-specific; RNA polymerase II cis-regulatory region sequence-specific DNA binding. The coding region runs from base 1 to 876 and encodes 291 amino acids. Gene Ontology annotation, biological process: neuron differentiation; multicellular organism development; regulation of transcription by RNA polymerase II. Gene Ontology annotation, cellular component: nucleus. The record is from RefSeq and is a predicted model, not a curated record. The transcript has 3 exons. NCBI's taxonomy places the organism in Eukaryota, Metazoa, Chordata, Actinopteri, Labriformes, Labridae.